Eremomyces bilateralis CBS 781.70 is the source of this 1704-nucleotide messenger RNA. RefSeq lists its product as uncharacterized. The record is from RefSeq and is a predicted model, not a curated record. Bases 1 to 1704 code for a protein of 567 amino acids. NCBI's taxonomy places the organism in Eukaryota, Fungi, Ascomycota, Dothideomycetes, Eremomycetales, Eremomycetaceae. The transcript has 2 exons.
AUGGUGGUUACUGUGUCUGAUUCCGACGAACGCGGAAAGGCUUCAACGGCAAAGGAACGCCUUGGGAAGAGCGUAUUUAUUGGAUAUCCCUUCCUCCAAGAAGCGAAGGUAGUCAAAGUUACCGAUGAACUUUUGAGCUACACCCUGAAUGCGAAUGGGCAGUUGAUGCAGUCUCCACUGAGCCCGAGGGAAAUGGAGAAUUUCCAGAAGAAGUCGGACAGGGUCGAGGCAAUGUACAGCAAGAAGCUGGGCGUCGUCAUCGGCCCGGUGGAGUCUAUUGUCCAUGUGGAACCCCUCCGUGGUCUGAAGAAAACUCCCGAUGGGGCUACAGUCAAAGACUACGCCGAGGUUCCAGGCAUUGAAACGGAGUAUGCGGCCCAAACCGUCGUGGAAUCGGUGUUCAGCGAAGAUCAGCGAUUCCUCGAGAAAGCAGCCGUUCCAUUCGAGGAAGAGUUCCCCAUCGGUGCCCGCGCUUUCUUCCUUGGCGAGAUGGCAUACGGCCGACCGCUCGAAGUUGCGAGCCACCUCUCUGCGACCCAUGCGGAAGUGCUGGUCCUGACGCAAAAGGGCAAGGAGCAAGAGUUUGGGCGUGACAUCGUCCGUAUAGCGGAGCAACAAACGAGAUACACGCCGUCGUUCGCGGUUGCGCGGAUGCUUCAUCUUAGUCCCCUGGUGUUGAGCAGGCUGACGUCGGCAUUUUCGGUCAACUCCAGUGGACUCCGCCUGAACUUGGGGCUCAACUUGAAGUUCGAGUCCAAGAAGCAAAAGGUCCUUGGAUACUCUCGCAAAUCAACCUCCGGGUGGGAGUACAGUCCAAAGGCAGUCGAGCUGAUCCAGCAAUACAUGAUCCGAUUCCCGGAGUUCAUAGCUGGAGUGAGUGCGAACCCGAAGGGCGAUCUCUACGAGGACACCGACUUCUACCCUCAAGAUGUCGCUGCGGCGAAAAUGAAAGAGAUCGGCCAAUGGCUGAAGUCCAUUGAAGCCAAGAGCUUUGAACGUGUUUCCCUGGAAGCCGAGCAGCUCGACUCCGAUGUUGUGGCACAGAUUGAGCAAAAGGCGGACCAGAUCAGCCAGAACUCGCCUCCGUUCGAACGGAAGCGCAUCAAGAGCGUUCCUCGCAAUGCCAUCCUCAAGCCAUCCGACGCGGAGCAACGCAUCGGUCCUCAGCGUUUCCAACUCGGCGAUCGUAUCGUCUACGUCCUUGACUCCGGUCGUGUCCCCAUUGGUCUGAAAGGAACUGUGGUCGGCAUGACCCGCACGUCGCGGACGAUGUUCCUGGACGUCGUGUUCGAUCAUACAUUCAUGUCCGGAUCGUCCCUCGGUGAGCGGUGCUCGCCAUUCCGCGGAUCCACCGUUCCAGCCGAGAGUGUCCUAAAUCUCACCGACAAGCAAGCCAUCGUUUACACGUCCGCUUCCUCUGCUCGAAAUCCAAACCAAGCCGCCGAACCGCUUACGGUGCCUGGCUACUACGGUGCUCCUGCCGCCGCCGGUGGUGCAGGCCAAUACCGCGCCGCCCCAUCACCCGCGCCGCUUCGCGGAUCGUUCCGCGGUGCCUUAUCUCGAGGCAACAACGGCACGCCUCGAGGCGGUGCCCGAGGGCAGUUCCAACAAUCCCUCCCCUUCCGCACCGCCGAGCAAAACACCCCGCCCGCCAACGAAAACGGCACCUACGCCAUUAUUCAAUCUAGCGCAACCCGUGCUUGA